Messenger RNA from Stylophora pistillata, 2230 nucleotides. RefSeq names its product translation initiation factor eIF2B subunit epsilon. Gene Ontology annotation, molecular function: translation initiation factor activity; translation initiation factor binding; guanyl-nucleotide exchange factor activity. Gene Ontology annotation, biological process: biosynthetic process. Gene Ontology annotation, cellular component: eukaryotic translation initiation factor 2B complex. The record is from RefSeq and is a predicted model, not a curated record. Lineage: Eukaryota; Metazoa; Cnidaria; Anthozoa; Scleractinia; Pocilloporidae.
UUGAGUUUUAAAGUUAGGCGCCAUGUUUGUCUCUACUAAAUCAUGAGUUCAAAAAAGAAGAAAGGAGAGGGAAAAUCGGGGGAGUCAUGGGAAAAAGGAGAAGAGAUUUUUCAAGGUGUUAUUCUCACGGAUAGUUUCAACUUCAGAUUCUUACCAGUAACUCUUGAAACGCCCAGGGCCUUGUUACCAUUGGUUAAUGUCCCUCUUCUGGAUUACACAAUCGAAUUCCUUGUGGAGGCUGGAGUACAAGAAAUCUUUGUUUUCUGUUGUGCACAUGCUGACCAGAUCAAGAAACAUUUAAGCCAAUCAAAAUGGACCAGGUCAAGAUCACCCUGUGAGGUGAAAACAGUUGUUGCAGAAGACUGCCUGUCAAUGGGUGAUGUUCUUCGAGAAAUUGAUAGACAGUCUUUUCUUAAGAAUGAUUUUGUGUUGGUGAGUGGUGAUGUGGUUUCAAAUAUGAAAUUGGAACAAGUCUUGCAAGAACACAAAGAAAGAAGGAAAAAAGACAAAGCUUCGCUGAUGACAGUGGUAUUCAAAGUGGCUAAUCCUGGACAUAGAACCAGAUGCCAAGAAGAGGAUUUCAUAGUUGCUUUAGACUCAACAACUGGUAGAAUCCUUCAAUGUGAAAGAACAGCAGACAGAAAGAGAUUUUCAUUUCCAUUGAGUUUAUUCUCAGGCAACAGUAAUAUCCAGAUUAGAUAUGAUCUCCUGGAUUGUAACAUUUGUAUUUGUUCAACAACAGUUCCACAGUUAUUUACUGACAAUUUUGAUUAUCAAACCAGAGAUGAUUUUGUAAGAGGAAUUCUCGUAAAUGAGGAGAUCAUGGGUAACCAAAUUCAUUCAUAUGUAAUUAGUGACAAGUAUGCUGCUAGAGUGUCAAACCCUUACAUGUAUGACACAGUCAGCAAAGACAUUCUUAGGAGAUGGGCUUAUCCAAUAGUACCUGAUAAUAGUAUAUUUUUCAUGGAUUUCUCCUACUCAUUCACAAGACACAAUGUGUACCUGGACAGCGAGCUCUCACUUGCCAGGGAUUGUGUAUUAGAAGAGAAUCUCUUAAUCAGUAAGGGAACCUCAGUAGGUGCUGGAACAGUGAUCACAAAUUCUGUUAUAGGUAGAAACUGCAUUAUAGGUGAUUAUGUUAGACUAGAUGGUGUUCAUCUCUGGGAUAAUGUGAAAGUAGAUGAUGGAUGUAAUAUUUCAAAAUCAAUUCUCUGCAAAAAUGUUCACAUCAAAAGGAAAGUAACAAUUACUGCUGGAUCAAUCAUUUCAUUUAAUGCAGUGGUUGGACCUGACCUAGUCCUCUCUCCAGGAGUGAAAAUAACACUGAAGAGAAAGACUGAGGAUGAUACAGACUUUGGAAUGGAUGAAAUUUCCCUUGGUGACAAACCAGUAGCAGAACAAAAUGAUGAGUUUAAUCCAGAGGAGGUUGGCAGUGAAGGACAGGGAUACAUUUGGAGACCUGAUGUAGAAUCCGAUGAUGAAUUGGAGCAAGUGCAAGAUGUAUGGGGGUUUGAUAGAGUAAGUUCAAGUGAGGAUGAAGUGAGCUCAAUUUCCAGCGAAGAAGGAGCCCCCCCAGGCAGCCCACUACCUGAAGAGGACAGCAGAUUGUUCUACAGUGAAAUCUUGGAGUCCAUACGACAUGGUGUUGAAGAUCAAGUGGAUCCUGAGAACCUUAUAUUGGAGAUAAAUGCUUCAAAGUUUGCAUACAACGUGACUUUCCACGAACUCAACCAAGCUGUCAUAAAAUCGUUGCUGGAAUCCUCUCUUCACGAUUCUUCGAUUUCGAAACAAGAUAUGUCUAAAAAUCUUAAAAAGGCUGUAGAUCAUCUGCUACCGAUGAUUUCGAACUACAUAAAGAACUCUGAUGGGCAAAGAGACGUGUUGUGCGCAACAGAGGAAUUUUUCGUGCAAGCCAUGUGGGCUUCUCCACUGUGUCAGACAUUUCUUCACCUUCUCUACGACAAAGAAAUCCUUGAGGAAGCGUUGAUUCUUCAGUGGUAUUCUCGCAUACCAACAAUCGGAGAGGAAGGAAGCUUUGAACCGCAGCGGAAACUGCUUCGACAACAAAUUUCUCGCUUUAUCACGUGGUUACAAGAGGCAGAAGAGGAGAGUGAUGACGAUGAUGAUGAUGAUGAUGAUGAUGAUGAUGACGGUGACGAAGAGGAAUAAAAUAUUUUAACAGUAAACAGUCGUUCGAAAAGAUAUGAAUAAACCUUCCGUCUUCAUUUUC